UAUUUCUUUUGUUUAAAUAUUUUGUUUUUGCAUUUAAAAAAAAAUGUUCAAAUUAUGUAAAAUAUUUGUUUUAUAAAUAUUUUUAUAGGUUUGUUGGGAAUACGGAAUGAAUUUCUGUAUGGUUAAGUGGACUUGUAAACUAAACGGUUAUUUUAGUAAAAAUAUCGGGGGUUUCACGAACAAUUUAAUUGGAUUUAAUAAAAUAAUUUUAGUUAAAAAUUAAACUAAUAUUUUUGGAGAAAAAUUUGAUUUUUCACAUUUUGAGUGAAAAAUCAGGUUUUUAGUAAAAAAAUCUAGUAACGAUUUUAAUAUACAGCAAAGCAAGCAACCUAUUGUUAAUGAAAAAUUAAAUUUUCGGCGAAAAUUUUGAACUCUUGAAAAUCGUAUUUUUAGUGAAAAAUUUAAUAUUUUGAAAAAAAAAGAAAACAGUUAAAUUUGUGUGAAAUAUUGGUUGGGAUUUGACCACAAUAAUAGAUACUGUUGAUUCGUUCUAUUAGGGAAUUUAGUAGUGUCGAAUUAAGAUCAUUCAUCAUUUCCAUCCAGAUCGGAAUUAUUUAUAUCCUACACCACGAUAGUGGGGAGGGUAUUAGGCGUUUGUGCUGAUUGUUCCUACACCCACCUUGUGCUCACGCUAGAGAUUGAAAUUUUCAAGAUAAUUUAAUGAAGUUAGGCACAUACUCUUCUUUUGAUCCAAGGAAUUCUAUCCAUUAUUUUGCUUAGCACAACCGUUCUACUCGAAUGGGGCUUUUGGGCUUUAAUACCUUUACCCCCAUAUGAGAUCUUUUAUAUAAUUUUUUUCUUUUUUAAAAAAAUAUAUCUGAUUUGCAGAAUUAAGUUAAAAAACAAGUUAAAUACUCCGUUAUUUGAAAAUAAUUCACAAAAAUAAUUUCACACACAAAUACAGAUUCUCCGCAUAGAAACCUUAUUUUUGUUCAACACCAAGUAUGAAAAAAUUCUAAAUUUCGGAAAUUAUUCUAAAUAUAUGUUGGUGCUUUGUUAUUUGAAAUUACAUAAGGGUUAAAAAGUUAGUGAUUUCUUUAAUUACAAUUUAAUAGCAUUUAUUCAACGUUAAUAGCAUGUAUUAACAUUUAAGUCCCUUUUCUAUAUUAUAUCGCUAGUUCUAUACGUAAAGUCUUACGUAUCAACGUAAAAUCCCAUAGUCUAAAGGUACUUUUAGCCGUUAGCGUUCAACUAGAGUUGCAAUAGAAAGGUCUUACUAAAACAAUAUCACAGAUGUGCUAAAAACGUACAAAAUACUAACUUUUAGUAAACAACUAUACGGCAAUUCUAUUUAAUUAUAAAGGAUGCCACUGUUUAACAAAAAUAACUUCAAAUUCCAUGAAAAUAUUAAAAAUAAACUGGAACUGAUAAUUUUUAUAUCAAAAAUUACGUUAAAUAUAUUUAUAUUAAAUAUAGAAAAGCAUUUUUUAAUUAUUUCUCUUUAAGGCAAAUAACUUGUAUAGUUUUACUAAACUAAAUGUUGAACUUUCCCAAAGCCGGCUCUACCGGCAAACCAUUUUCUAGAUCUUAUUGAUCUGGCAUCCCAUGACUUUGUUUAGCAGUUCGCGCGUUUUUCUGUCAUUUUUCAGAAACAUUUUUUUAUUUGCUGUAGCUUUAUUUAUUUUUUCGUGCUAAAUAAAGUGGAAUAAAUCUGGUGUUUUUAUUAUUAUUUUAAAUUUUAAUUAUUGUUAUUUACUUUGAAUUGUAAAAAAUCUCAAGUGCAAGAAAGAUUUGCGAAUAAUGCGCAAUUCUACAAGUGGUAGUACACCGAAAACAAAUACGGUCCAAGAUGAUAGUGUUUCCACAAACAACAAUGCAGAAAAAACUAGUGCCAAAAAAUUAAAACAAGCACGGCUACCAUUUAAAGUUAUUGCCCCUGGCACAUCGCCGGUUGGCUCAAAAACCACUGCAACACCACUAACAACUGCAGGGGACAAGGAUAAAGAUAGCCAUUCUACAGAUGGUAGAAAGCGUAAACUGUCUUAUGAUGAAACCGAUGAUGAUGUUGCUGGUGGUGCCGUUGUUGUUAUUGAUGCUGACGAUAAUGUAAGCAAAGAAAAUGUUGAAAUUUUAAAGGCGGCAACUAAGAAAAAGAAGACCAACAACAAUGAACACACCACAUCGGAGGUUGUUGUCUCACUUUUGGAUGAUGAUGACGAUGAUGACAUUGAAGGUGAAACCAAUAAUGAAGAUGUUAAUAAUACAUCUGUUAUUAGUGCUGUGGGCAAAAAAGAUUUAGCUUUAAAGACUCCUAAAGCUACUGCUAAAGACAAACGAAACGGUGCAGGAACACCACAAACAUCUAGCGCUCAAAAGGACAAAAAUGGCAGUGCCUCAAAAUUACAAAUUAAAUUACCCUUAAGUGCUGGCAAAAAGAAACGUAGAAAAUCAAAACUACAACAAUUGUCGUCACUCAACAACUCAACAGCAGAAGGUUCUCAUAAUCACUCGACACAAGAAUUAUCGAGUGAUGAUAUUGAGGAAAUUGCUGUUGAACAAAAUCCUCAAAAACGUAAAAAAUUAAAUACAGAAUAUGAUGUGGAUGAUGGUGAUAAAACAAAAAAUGUCAAAUCUAAGAGUGAUGAACAGGAACAGGAAGUUGAAACCAUUGCCUUAGACUCUGAACCCGAAGAGAAGAAGACAGAAGAGGAAGAAGUAAAAGGCAAAACAACUGCAACAACAAAAGCAUUAAGUGGAAAAGAUAAUUCAAAGAAGGAAAGUUCCAAAAAGCCUUUCGAGCAAAGUAUUAAAAACUGGACAGUCAAUAAAACUACCCACAAAGAAAAAGAAACCAAACAAGAACUCAAUAAUAAAACUUCUCCACAAACUAAAAAACAAUCACAAGAAGAAUCUUCCGAAGAUGAGGAUAAAGAUGAAAUACAAAAAAUUUCCAGUUCAUCAGAUGAGGAAAAAGUCGAAAACCCUGAAAACGAUAAAGAAGAAGAGUUAGACGAAAGUGUUCUAAGUGACAAUGACAAUGAGGCCGACGACGAAAGGGAUCAUUUAAAUGGCAAGGGCGCUAAUAAUUCAUCUGAUAUGAGUGAGAGUUCCAAAACAAAACACAACAGUACUCUAGAAUCGCUUAAGGAUGGUAAGUCCAUGAAGUCUACGUCUACGAAAAAUCAAACACCAAAACAAGCUAAGCUUAUGGAACAAAGACGAAAAGCACGUGAAGAGAAAGAACGCAAACUGCAGGAAGAGAAACAGAAAAAACAACAGGAGAAAGAAGAAAAAGAAUUGGCCAAAAAACGUGAACGCGAGGAGAAAGAAGAACAACGUCGCAAAGAGCGUGAAGAAAAAGAAGAACAAAAGCGCAAAGAACGUGAUGAAAAAGAACGUAAACGUCUGGCCGAGUUGGAGGUUAAAAAUGAAGAAAAACGUAAAAAGAACGAAGCAAAAGAAGAAGAAUUGCGCAAAAAGGAAGAGGAACGCAAACGUAAAGAGCAAGAAAAAGAAGAAGCUGAAUUAAAAAAGAAAAAAGCGGCACAAGCUUUUACAAAAUUCUUUGUGGCGAAAACUCCAAAUCAAGCACAGCUUAAAAAUGAGGAGGAUAGCAAUACAGGAGAUGACAACAAACUGUUGGCUUUUAGACCGUUUCAAGUUAAGGGUGAUAUGAAACUAGCGCCGGUGAUACGUAAAAUUUUCACGCCGGAGGCCAAAAAACGCCUAGACAGCCUGCUGGGCUGUAGAAAUGAUGAUGAUGACGAAGAAGAGGAUGUUGUAAGACGCAAACCUCUGCCAAAAACUCAAUUGUAUUUAAGUGAAUUACGUUCUGGUAAAAUAUUGCCCGGCAAGUGGCGGCGGCCAUCAACAGAAUCGAAAGAUGAUGUCAUUCUUGUGGAAGAUGAAUUGGAACGAGUUGGUCAAGAGAUUGUAGAGGAUACACCAGCCUAUAUACGUGAAGAAAUGCGUGUUAAAUUCUAUAAAUUCCAUGAUAAUCGUAGACCUCCCUACUAUGGAACGUGGCGCAAAAAAUCAGCUGUGGUUAAACCUAGAAAGCCUUUUGCUCAGGACAAGAAAUUCUUUGAUUACGAGGUUGAUUCCGACGACGAGUGGGAAGAAGAAGAACCUGGUGAAUCACUGGAGGAUGGCAGUGAUGACGACAAAGAAAAGGAAUCAGAAGAUGAUGACUAUGAAGUAGAUAACGAAUGGUUUGUACCGCAUGGUCACUUGAGUGAUGAAGAAUUACAAAACGAAGAUGAAUUCGGUAUGGGCGAUGACAAUACGCGAGAGGCACAAAAGGCUAAAUUGCAAAUACUACAACAGGAAUUCGCCCAAGAAAUGAAAAAGAAAACAGAAAAGAUAAAGCCCCGCUUAAUAGGAUGUAUAUGGGCUGACAUAAACGGCAAUCAACCGGCGGAAUGUGCAAGAAUAUUAUGGGAUACUUUGGAAAAGAAAGCCAUGCUAUUCACAGAACCACCACUCGUUGAAGAACCAGAAGGAGACAGAUCCGCUGAACCCUCCUUAUCACCUUCUGGCGCAACAAAUGGAAGUGUGGAGAAACCUAAUGCGGAAAAAUUAAAACCUAUAAGUUUAUCCGAUAGCAUGAUUAAAGAUCUUAUACGGCUGUUACAUGGUAAUAAUCAUUCGAAAAACUUUUUAAUUAACGAAUUUAUCGCCUAUAUUGAGAAAACAGAGGAAUCUGUUAAAAAUGGAGAUUUACGCAAACCUCUAAAAUCAGUGGUACGUGAUAAAAUCGAUGAAAUGGCUGAGUGGCAAGCAAUAGAUGCCACUGCUGCUACUAUGCUGGAGGUAGAACAAGCCAACGAUGAUGCUGCCACUGACGGUGCAAAAAAGAAGAAAAAGGCCAAAAGACGUUUGUGUUGGGUAGUUAAACAAGACAGUUUAAAUAAAAUGGAUUUGCCGUCGUUGGAACUACAAAAUUCUUGGGAAUAUACGUUGCCACCCAAAUUUGUAAAGUCCGACAAAGAGGUUAAAACCGACGAAAACGAAAGCACUACAACUACACCUGUUGUAGCAGAGGAUAGUGCAAAACCCAAGAAUACUGCUGCAACAUCACAAAUAACAAAAUUUACAAAAGUUCUAACGGCCGAAGAAAAGGCCUCAAAAUUACAGAAUUCACCUGCAUCAACAGCGAAUACGUCAUCGUCUACUGAUAAAUCUGGCGGCACAGAGACAAAAUCAAACACACCCACCACAUCGAAAGAGAAAAAACGAGUGCCUUUACUAAUGUCGGUAGCCAGGGGUCAACAAAUUCCUACACCAGCUAAAAAUAAGUUGAUCAGCCAAUUUUUACAGCAGAAAGGCAAAGAUAACGCAAAACCCUCCUCUUCGCCAACAACAACAUCAACAAGUAGGUCAAAAACUGUGAUCUCGCCCCAGGUGGAGGAUGACGAUGUAGUGAUAUUGGACUGAUGUAUAAAUUUCUAAUACGAGAAAUGUUGUCUUGUCGUAAGGUUUUUACGUUUUGUUGUUUAUAUAUAGCAUACGUCAUCAUCGUUGUCGUCAGUCCCCUCGCCCCUCUCUCACUCAUUUAAAUAUAAAUAUAUACUGAGUAGGUAGGUGCUUAGAUAUGUUAUAUUCAUAUAUGUAUGUUAGUGUUGUAAGUAAUCAUCAUUCAAACCUUUUUUUAGUUUAUCUUUAAUUCUUAGAGUUAUGUAUUAAAUAAUUUAAAAAGUU
Molecule: messenger RNA, 5640 nt
Organism: Lucilia cuprina (Australian sheep blowfly)
Lineage: Eukaryota; Metazoa; Arthropoda; Insecta; Diptera; Calliphoridae
Gene: Caf1-180
Product: chromatin assembly factor 1 subunit A
Exons: 4
Coding region: 1741-5376 (1211 amino acids)
Biological process (GO): nucleosome assembly
Cellular component (GO): CAF-1 complex; nucleus
Source: RefSeq, a predicted model, not a curated record